CACUUUCAAGUUUCAAGUUUAUCAUUUGCUUUACUUAAUUUAUUUGUUAUUUUCAAGCUGCAGAAACGAACUGUUUACGUUUAUAUAUUCUAAAAAUCUAUAGCGUCAUUGUGAUUUCUUCGGCAAUUUGUAUUUAUCUGAUAAUUUUAGAAUUGCUUGAGUGUAUAUUUUUUAUAAGUACUGUAUAGUUUACUUUUUCAAUCCUUUGUUUAUUCUCGCACAAUGAAACCGAACGUUGGUGUUUUUAUAUUCUUCUCUAUUAUAUGUUUAAGUUUAGCUUAUAAGCCUGUUGUCUUAAUUCACGGCAUAAUGACGGGAAGCGGAAGUAUGGAAAUGAUCAGUCGCAGAAUACAAGAGAAACAUCCAGGAACAAAAGUAUAUAAUGUGAAUAGAUUUGAAAGUUGGUCAAGCUUAGAAACAAUGUGGCAUCAAGUUUUGGAGAUUGGGUUGGAUGUAGCAAAUAUAUCUAGCCAACACCCUGAAGGAAUAAAUUUAAUUGGAUAUUCCCAAGGUGGUCUGAUAGCGAGGGGGAUUGUGCAGACGUUUUCAAAUGUAUCAGUCAGUACAUUUAUAUCCUUGAGCUCACCCCAGGCCGGUCAAUAUGGAGCUGGAUUUCUCCACAUAAUAUUUCCUGGAUUAGUCAAAGAAACCGCCUAUGAGCUGUUUUAUUCCCGUGUGGGUCAGCAUACUUCUGUCGGCAACUACUGGAAGGAUCCGUACCAUCAAUCAUUAUAUGAGUCUUAUAGUGUAUACCUGCCCUAUAUUAAUAAUCAUAUCCAAUCAGCAAAGUCGGAUGAUUUUAAAAACAACAUGCUCCGUUUGAAGCGCCUCGUCCUGAUUGGUGGACCCGAUGAUCAGGUCAUCACGCCUUGGCAGAGCAGCCAAUUCGGUUACUACGACGCCAACGAAACUAUAAUUGAAAUGUACGAACAGGAUAUAUAUCUGUCAGAUAAAAUAGGUUUAAAGACGUUAGACAGAACGAAAAGACUGCAUCUGGUGACUGUGCCAGGAGUCAAUCAUUUCAACUGGCAUAUGAAUGUGUCUAUAGUAGAUGACUGUUUGUUACCUUAUCUCGAUUAAUGUUCAAUUUGAAAUAAUUUUCAAAUACUCUAUGAACAAAAUUUUUUGAUACCGCUUCAAAACCAUUUUAACUCUUAUAUAACUGAUUGUAUGAUCAUGAAUAAUAUAAAUUAUGAUAAUUAGUAAUAAAAUUAAGUGAUCUGAAGUCAGUUCAUUUAGAUUUACAAUGUUAUUUAUCUAAAUCGGUGCCAAGGAGGUUAUAAUAGUCAAGUAGUAUUAAGUAUAACUAGUUUUACCAUGUAUUGUGAUUGUUAAAUAAUUCACCAGCAGCUCAUAAAAAUAUAUUCUUAAUGAAUAUGGCAUUUAUAGAGAAUAAGUCAUCCCUGAAUAACAAGUCUGCUUAUAACUCUACUACUUAUAUUAAAAUACUUAUUAUUGCAAUAAAUUAAUCCAUAUCAAUACUUAGUGGGAACUAUCAAUAUAAAAAAUGUGAAAAUUAUAAUGUAUGGUAAUUGUAUAUUUUAAACGGAAUGAUAUAAAAUUCAAAUGCUGUGACGUAGAUAGUACAAAGUACAGCUCUGUUUUUGUAAUAAAUCGUCGCUGACGUUUGAAUUACUGAUAGUGAUGACGAUAUUUUUUAUCUUACUGUGGCUGAAUGAUAAGGAUCAACGUCGAGGGCGCCUUUUAAAUAAUAACUUGACUUUUGCUCAUAAAACAUUAAAAAAAAAGAUUUAUCUACACCUUACAUUCAUAAUAAUUAGUAUAAAUUAACUAAUUGCACAGUAAUAAGGUAUAAAUUAAUGUCUGUGAUGUAAUACAUGUAUUUAGUAUUUAACCAUCAUAUUUGUAGUACAUUUGGGUUGUUUUAAUACUAAAUAGGAAAUAAUAUUUGGCUUAGAUUUUAGUUAAGACAUUACCGAAGUUAUUAUGUUGAACAAACAAACAUCAACCAUUACUAGAAAAUUAUCCUUACAGGAUUACUAGAAAAUAGAAAAAAUAUAUACAUAUAUAUAUUUUAUUUUUUUAAUUAUUAAUACAAUUGAAUCUCGUUUGUAAUCUUUUUUUUUAUAUUAUUUAAUUGAAGCCAAAGUUUUAAUGUAUGAAAUAUAAUUUUUAAACGUUUAAUGUGAUCAUGAAUUUAUAUCAAUAAGUAGACAAUUUUACAUUUUUAUUUUUAAGGUCAUGUCAUAUUUAGCUACUAUAUAUUUAUGAACAGUGUUAUACUGAAUUUCCUUCUUUAAAAAUUAUAUACUGUAUUUUCUCUUUAAUUUUUGUAAUACUCUAAGCUUACUUUAUCUCAAACACGAAUGUCUCUGUUUUAUAGUCUUAUGUUCUUGGAGUGUAAUUUAUCAAUAAAAAUUUUACACUUUUGCAA
Messenger RNA from Danaus plexippus (monarch butterfly), 2395 nucleotides. RefSeq names its product lysosomal thioesterase PPT2 homolog (gene Ppt2). The transcript has 6 exons. NCBI's taxonomy places the organism in Eukaryota, Metazoa, Arthropoda, Insecta, Lepidoptera, Nymphalidae. The record is from RefSeq and is a predicted model, not a curated record. Gene Ontology annotation, molecular function: thiolester hydrolase activity; palmitoyl hydrolase activity. Gene Ontology annotation, cellular component: lysosome. Bases 223 to 1080 code for a protein of 285 amino acids.